Molecule: messenger RNA, 2172 nt
Organism: Hordeum vulgare subsp. vulgare (domesticated barley)
Lineage: Eukaryota; Viridiplantae; Streptophyta; Magnoliopsida; Poales; Poaceae
Product: amino acid permease 4-like
Exons: 5
Coding region: 417-1886 (489 amino acids)
Cellular component (GO): plasma membrane
Source: RefSeq, a predicted model, not a curated record
ACCAAGUGGGUGAGACACGCAUGACAUAUUCUUCUUCGCAUAGUAGAGGCAUCAAGCAAUGCUCUACCAGCCCAUAACAUCGGCUUCAACUUAAAGAUCGCCGAGAACAGAUGCUAUAUACCCAUGGGGGUACGCUAAAAAAAUUCCCUAGAGCAUCCCCACUUCCUCGAGCCCAACCCGAAUGAACACCCACCAACCUUCCAGGCAGGCGCCUAUAAAUUGCCGCCCCCACUCUCAUCUCUUCCUCACACUGCACUCGCUCGCCCCUUCCCUGAUCCGUCGCCCACUAUACCACCUUGGGUCGAUUUAGUGGAGCGGUAAACCGGCCGCCUUUGAAUUCCACCCCGCGUCCCGCUCCCUACCUCGUCCUCGUUGACGUUGUAAUCGCGGUGCUACUUACCUAGGUGAGGAGUGAGAUGGGGCAGAACGGCGUGGGCAAGAACUACUAUCAGGGGACGGCGGCGGCGGCCAUGGAGGUGUCCUCCGUGGAGCACGGCCAGGCGGCGGCCUCCAAGUGCUACGACGACGACGGCCGCCUCAAGCGCACCGGGACGAUGUGGACGGCGAGCGCCCACAUCAUCACGGCGGUGAUCGGGUCCGGGGUGCUGUCGCUGGCCUGGGCCAUCGGGCAGCUCGGCUGGGUGGCCGGCCCCGCCGUCAUGCUGCUCUUCUCCCUCGUCACCUACUACACCUCCUCGCUGCUCUCCGACUGCUACCGCUCCGGCGACGAAACCACCGGCAAGCGUAACUACACCUACAUGGACGCCGUCAACGCCAACCUCAGUGGCAUCAAGGUCCAGCUCUGCGGGUUCCUGCAGUACGCCAACAUCGUCGGCGUCGCCAUCGGAUACACCAUCGCCGCCUCCAUUAGCAUGCUUGCGAUCAAGAAGGCCAACUGCUUCCACGUCAAGGGGCACGUGAACCCGUGCCACAUCUCGAGCACGCCCUACAUGAUCAUCUUCGGCGUGGCGGAGAUCUUCUUCUCCCAGAUCCCGGACUUCGACCAGAUCUCCUGGCUCUCCAUCCUGGCUGCCAUCAUGUCCUUCACUUACUCCAUCAUCGGCCUCAGCCUCGGCAUCGUCCAGGUGGUCGCCAACAAGGGCGUCAAGGGCAGCCUCACCGGCAUCAGCAUCGGCGUCGUCACGCCCAUGGACAAGGUGUGGCGGAGCCUCCAGGCGUUCGGUGACAUCGCCUUCGCUUACUCCUACUCCCUCAUCCUCAUCGAGAUCCAGGACACCAUCAGGGCGCCACCGCCGUCCGAGUCCAAGGUCAUGCGCCGCGCCACCGUCGUCAGCGUCGCCACCACCACGCUCUUCUACAUGCUCUGCGGCUGCAUGGGCUACGCCGCCUUCGGCGACAACGCCCCCGGGAACCUCCUCACAGGCUUCGGCUUCUACGAGCCCUUCUGGCUCCUCGACAUCGCCAACGCCGCCAUCGUCGUCCACCUCGUCGGCGCCUACCAGGUUUACUGCCAGCCCCUGUUCGCCUUCGUGGAGAAGUGGGCGCAGCAGAGGUGGCCCAAGUCCCGGUUCAUCACCGGAGAGAUCCAGGUCCCGCUCAUCUCCUCCGGCUUCAAGAUCAACCUCUUCCGCCUGACGUGGCGGUCCGCGUUCGUGGUGGCCACGACGGUGGUGUCGAUGCUGCUGCCAUUCUUCAACGACGUCGUGGGGUUCCUCGGCGCCAUCGGGUUCUGGCCACUCACCGUCUACUUCCCCGUGGAGAUGUACAUUGUGCAGAAGAAGAUACCCAAGUGGAGCUCACAGUGGGUGUGCCUCCAGCUGCUCAGCCUCGCCUGCCUAAUCAUCACCAUUGCUGCCGCCGCCGGAUCCAUCGCCGGGAUAAUGUCCGAUCUAAAGGUCUACAAGCCUUUCUCCACGACUGACUGAUCGAUGCCUGGCCGUCGCAUGAAUGCACAGAUCCUCGAUGGACAGAAUAUGCCUAAAAGUUCUAAUUAAUUAAUCAACCAAUUAUCACACGUUCGCUGAAAAUUGCAAGUUCAAGUAAUUGUUGCUUCCAAACAGCCGGUGUAACACCGGUGCUGAUGAUUUCAUUUUCCUUUGUUUGCAAUCCAUUGUGUUAACUGAAAAAUGGUAGAGAGGAACCAAAUAGUGUACUUCCAAAGUGGUGUGAUUGUAAGUACGUUAUGAGAAACGAAUGUUCUUAUGAUAAUUA